UUAUAAAUUAUUUAAUAUAUUGAUAGAAGCAAUUUAUAAGCAUUAUUAAAUAAAAAUAAAUUAUGGAGUUGCAGUUAUCUAGGGUCGAUUAUACUGUGAUUGGUGUAACAACAAAGAACUGUUUAAAAUUACUGCCAUCUAAUAAUUUAAAAGAACAACAAAAGGUGGCAGUGGCGGAUAGUGAGGGAAUUUUACAAGUUUUCUCAAUUAAAAAAGAUGACAUACAGUUGCAUUUUAAAACUUUGCCAGGCCCAGCUAUUGCGUCUUUACAAACUGCAGGAACAGCAGGUACAGCACAUGAUAAAAUAUUUAUUGCUUGUGGCAAUGAAGUCAAAGGCUACACAAAAAAAGGAAAAUUAUUUUUGGUUUUUGAUUCAGGAAUGACUGAAACAAUAAAUACCAUGUUUGUCUUGGGUAACGAGUUAUUUCUAUGUGGAAAACAUGUUUACAGCCAUUUCAGAGAUUGUAAGGACGUAGGAUCAUAUUUGUGUGGAGAUACAAUUGUUGACGUUAUAGCUUUCUAUAUGACAAAAACAAAAAGACUGACGUCUUUGAUAGCAUGCGAAGGGAGGAUGAUCAGAGUGCUAGAGCACGCAAGGGUAACCUGCAGCAUGGAAGUUGAAAAUUCUCCAACUAUUCUGCAGAUUUUCGAAGACGACGAUUCCAAAACAGUUUUGUUCGGCACUAUAGAUGGCAAAGUGGGGAUCUUGGACGUUGAGAAUUUACAGGGUUUUCAAAGAUGGUUAAUAUCGAAUGAAAAAAAUUCUAGCGCCAUUUCUUGUAUGGAUACUUACGACAUGACAGGAAACGGAACCAAGAAUCUUAUACUGGGCCGACAAGAUGGCAACAUUGAGGUUUAUUAUGUCAAUGUACACGAUGCGAUGGACGCGACUUAUAUAAUUUUUGUAGAGAGUGGAAAUGAGAGCAUUACAUCUCUAAAAUGCGGUAUAGUUUCCGCUGCAGGAUACGACGAAAUUUUAGUGGUAACAUACAGCGGACGGAUAUUCGGACUGACCACGCAAGUGACCGAUGUCAACUUUGACGGUUCGACCGGAAGUUACGUGUUUUCAUCGGACACUUCGACAAAGAUCAACAAACUGAAAAGUGAAAUUGAGGAGCUGAUGUCCAAAUUAUCUAAGGAGAGAGAAAAAUAUCAGACUUCUACAGAAAGUACCGGUUUGAUGGAACUGUCAGCAAUACCGCCAAUUUCAAUCAAUUCUUCAUUAGCAUUGGAUAGAAAGUCUGCAACGUAUUUUCUAACAUUGGAAGCACCAACGGCAAUCGACAAUAUUUUAAUACAGUGUAACUCCAAAGUUGAACUUCUGGAUGUAGAGAAAAAUACAGCAGUGGUCAGUUACAGCCAACCAUACAAUGCAACAAAAGGUAACGCUCAGUUACUGGCCACUUACCGUUGUCAAGUGAAUACCAAUCGGAUUGAAUUGAAGAUUCAAACAUCCGAAGGAGAAAAAGCGGUGUUGCAAGCCUACGUAUCGCCAGUUCUGCAGCCAAAGUGCAGCAGGCUAUUGCAGUUUGACAUUAAAGCUCUAUCGUUGCAUUAUAGGAUACACGAGUAUGACGAUAAUAACAGACCUUAUAGUAGUUUAAAACUGAGAGGAACUUUCAGUCUGGCUGAAAUACACAACUGGGUUGGGCAAUGUCUGCCAGAAGUUCCUGAAAAACAUCUCUUUUCAGACGAGACCAUCCUAUAUUUUCAGUGCAGUUUGAUAGACACAGUUUUAAUAUGUACAUACAAAAAAGGAGAAGCUGAUUUUCAGUCAGACAAUUUGACAACGUUGUGCAUUUUAAAAGAAGUGCUAACCGUAGAAGCAACCAAAAAGAAAACAAAAAUUGAUAUAGCAAUUAAUAUAAAUGAUCAGUGUUUAGAUCACGUGAUCAAGAAGAUCGAACCAAAGCUAUUGGAACAUAAGAAAUUGAUAAAAGAUAAAAACUUGUUUGAUGCCCUCAACGAAUUGGAGAUCAGUGAAGAAGAAAAUGUCAAAUAUCUUUCACCAAAGUAUAAAAAUUUGUUGGAGAGGAAAAAUACACUAGUAGGCCAUUUUAACAGUUUUCCUGAUUAUUUAUCCAGAUUAUAUGAUGCGAUCCUCAACUUGUAUAAGGAUUAUAACAAGCUAAAAGGAAUUCAAGUCACAAGAACUAAAGUUAUGGAGAUAGAGGAGUGCUUGCAAAACUAUUCCUACGCUUCUUUAAUUAGUUUGUUUAAGCCUUGUUAAAUGUCAAGCAACAGUAAGAAUA
This is a messenger RNA of Sitophilus oryzae (rice weevil), 2253 nucleotides long. RefSeq names its product Bardet-Biedl syndrome 7 protein homolog. The coding region runs from base 63 to 2231 and encodes 722 amino acids. NCBI's taxonomy places the organism in Eukaryota, Metazoa, Arthropoda, Insecta, Coleoptera, Curculionidae. The transcript has 14 exons. Gene Ontology annotation, biological process: intracellular protein localization; intracellular transport; cilium assembly. Gene Ontology annotation, cellular component: axoneme; neuron projection; BBSome. Gene Ontology annotation, molecular function: protein binding. The record is from RefSeq and is a predicted model, not a curated record.